GCAGCCCUCCCGGCCAGGCGUCCCCUGCAGCAUGGCCUGGAACACCAACCUCCGCUGGCGGCUGCCGCUCACCUGCUUGCUCCUGCAGGCGGCCUUGGUGGUCCUAUUCGGUGUGUUCGUGCGCUACAGCCCCGAUGCCGACGCCCACUGGAUCGAGGAGAAGGGGUCCGGGAACGUCUCCAGCGACCUUGACAACGAAUUCUACUACCGCUACCCCAGCUUCCAAGAUGUGCACGUGAUGAUCUUUGUGGGCUUCGGCUUCCUCAUGACCUUCCUGCAGCGCUAUGGCUACAGCUCCGUGGGCUUCAACUUCCUGCUGGCGGCCUUCGGCAUCCAGUGGGCGCUGCUCAUGCAGGGCUGGCUGCACUCCUACCACGACGGCUACAUUUUCGUGGGCGUGGAGAACCUCAUCAACGCGGACUUCUGUGUGGGCUCUGUCUGUGUGGCCUUUGGGGCCCUUCUGGGCAAAGUCAGCCCUCUGCAGCUGCUCAUCAUGACGCUCUUCCAAGUGACCCUCUUCUCAGUGAAUGAAUUCAUCCUCCUCAGCCUGCUAAAGGUGAAGGACGCAGGGGGCUCCAUGACCAUCCACACGUUCGGUGCCUACUUUGGGCUCACAGUGACCUGGAUUCUCUACCGGCCCAACCUGUACCAGAGCAAGGAGAGGCAGAGUGCUGUGUACCACUCGGACCUCUUUGCCAUGAUCGGCACCCUCUUCCUGUGGAUGUACUGGCCCAGCUUCAACUCAGCUGUGUCCAAUCACGGAGACGCCCAGCACCGAGCUGCCAUCAACACCUACUGCUCCUUGGCAGCCUGUGUGCUCACCGCGGUGGCGCUGUCCAGCGCCCUGCACAAGAAGGGCAAGCUGGACAUGGUGCACAUCCAGAACGCCACGCUGGCAGGAGGGGUGGCCGUGGGCACAGCCGCCGAGAUGAUGCUCACGCCGUACGGCUCCCUCAUCGUCGGUUUCAUCUGUGGCAUUGUCUCCACGCUGGGUUUUGUGUACCUGACGCCAUUCCUGGAGUCCCACCUACGGAUCCAGGACACGUGUGGCAUCCACAACCUGCACGGCAUUCCCGGCAUCAUAGGUGGCAUUGUGGGGGCUGUGACGGCGGCCUGCGCCAAUGUUCACGCGUACGGACAGGAAGGGCUUGCUCACGCCUUUGACUUUGAACUUGGCGAUGCUAACUGGUCCCCAAGCAUGCAGGGCAGUUUCCAGGCCGCCGGCAUCUUCGUGUCCCUGGCCAUGGCUCUGGUGGGCGGCAUCAUUGUGGGGAUCAUUUUGAAAUUACCAAUCUGGGGACAACCUGCCGACGAGAACUGCUUUGAUGACACAAUCUACUGGGAGGUGCCCGAGGAAGAGAAAAAUGAGGUCUUCCAUCCGGAGGACCCUACCCUCAAGCCAUCCGAAACUUAAGCUCCCAGGGCAGGUGUGAAGCAGGCUCUGCAGCCUGUCCCAGUGCUCCAUCCAGAAGAAGCCGGUGCUGAGCAAGCUGGGUAUACGAGGGGAGCAGCACCCCGCCUGCUGGCUUGGCCCGGGGUGUCUCCACCCCUCCUUUCCCCUUCAUCCCAGGGGCCUGCCUGAGAAUGGAGCCGGAGGGGUUGUAGACAAAGGGGGUGGGGCACCUCCGCCAGUUCUGGCUGCUGGAGGCCUGCCACCAGGGGUCUUGGUGGCCACAUCCUGAGAAAAGCAGGCAGGAGCGGGGCUGGGGCCUGGGGGUGGACCCAAGCCCCCCUAGGAGACAGCUUGGCUGCCAGCCAACUGCUGGGCUCCUCUACUCUCUGCCUGGCUCUCAGCCUAUACAUCCUAUGGCCCCUGGGUCCCCUAGACCUCUCUGUGCUGUACAGAGGUGGCACCUUCUAUGAAUAAACAUUCUUGGUAUUCUUUGUAGAAUGGGUGCGAAUACUCCAAUAGGACCGGUUAGAGGAACAAAAGGACCCAAGAGACCUGGGCUGCUGCCCCAGUCCAGACCUCCUACCCAAGGCUGCCACUCACACUGCAAGGCAAAUCGUCUCAGACUGCAGAGGAAGAAUUUGGGGUGCUGGAACCUGCCUCCACCGGGGGCCCCCUGACAGGGCUCAGCUUUUGGGCUGGGGUCUUUCCCCUGGGCCCGUGACUUCACAUCAACCAUUCCAGAAGCUCGCCCAUUGUGGAGC
This is a messenger RNA of Rhinolophus ferrumequinum (greater horseshoe bat), 2154 nucleotides long. RefSeq names its product Rh family C glycoprotein (gene RHCG). The transcript has 11 exons. Gene Ontology annotation, cellular component: plasma membrane; basolateral plasma membrane; apical plasma membrane. The record is from RefSeq and is a predicted model, not a curated record. Bases 32 to 1414 code for a protein of 460 amino acids. Gene Ontology annotation, molecular function: ammonium channel activity. NCBI's taxonomy places the organism in Eukaryota, Metazoa, Chordata, Mammalia, Chiroptera, Rhinolophidae. Gene Ontology annotation, biological process: ammonium homeostasis; ammonium transmembrane transport.